UGGAAUUUCGAAUCGCAAGGAACUACAUAGAACCAAAGACACAAAGUCCCCACCAGAGCCAAGUGAAAGUCGAAAAGUGUAUUGAAGUGAAAAUGAAUCUGCUCAUGGAUAGCAUGCCGUCGCACGCGAAUCCUGGCCAGCGUCGCACCACGCCGCCUCAGCACGCCGAGCUUAGGAUCUCUACAUCACCGCAACAGUCGCCGCAGCAGAAUCAAACCACUAAUCACAAUAACAACAAUGAGACACCCACAUCGCCAGCCGGUGGAAAGACCACUCUUAAACGCGCCUUUGAUGUGGCCUUCCUCAUGAUGCCCGAUGAGCGGAUCAAGCAAAAGCAGGCCGAGAAGCAGGCUCGCCUCCAGGAGGCACUGCACCAUCAUCACCACCAACAGCAGCAACAGCAGCAGCAGAUGAGCCACUAUCCCACAGAUUUGUCUCCCCGAGGAGCCUCUUCGCAGCCACCUUCGCCGGCGGCACUGGAGUACAUCAGUCUGUUGGAGGCACGCCAGCGGUAUCCACAGAUCAGCAUCCGUUCGCCGCGGGUUUAUGAUGAUCCCAGUGUGGUCAUACCCCUGGUGGAUUCUCCCGAGGCUCCGUCAACUUCUUCACCACCACCGCCCAUGCGCAGCGCUUUUACCAAGGUGGCCUCCUCGUCGCUGUCCACUUCAUCAUCCUCACCAUCGACAACUUCACGUUUGGAGUCACCGGUGGAUGUGGGAGCUCCACCAUUGAGUCCCGAUCAGCUGAGCUGUCACUCGAUAAGUCCACCAUUGGUUACACCUCCACCGAGAACCAAUAGCGGUGGCCAAAAUCCCAAUCCCCUGCCAGCAAAUCCCAUUGUGUACCACAAUUUCCGACCGGAGUAUCAGUUCAACGGAGCCUUCCAGGCGGUAAAUCCCAUGCAGGCUCUGCAAGCACAGCAGCGCCUCAAGCAGCAGUUGUUGUACACGCGUCCACCGGGACCGGGAAAUCCCAAUGGUGGAGGACCUUCUAUGCAGGCAAACUCACCACCGGGUCCACCGUCGGAGUUCCUGCAUGCCUAUCCCGGAUUUGCUCCGCCACCACAUCCAUUUGCGGUAUCCCAACCUCUCCAGAAUCCCGCAGCAGCAGCCAUUCUCUCCACGUUGAUUCCACCCACAUUGGCAUCCACUUUUACUCUGACCGCUCAGAAUGUGUGCGCCAAGUGCAACAUAAGUUUCCGGAUGACCAGUGAUCUGGUGUAUCACAUGCGAUCCCAUCACAAAAGCGAGGUGGCCUGCGAUCCGAAUCGACGCAAGCGGGAGGAGAAACUCCGAUGUCCCGUCUGCCAGGAGACUUUCAGGGAGCGACACCAUCUAACGCGACACAUGACCGCCCACCAGGACAAGGCCAGUGAUCACCAGCCGCAGUUGGAGGACUCAUCCUCCUCUGCCGGUGACAACGAGAUAAUCAAUGUGGUCGGCGGCACACCGCCAGGUCGCCGAAUGGGUGGCAUGCCCAAAUGAUCAAAGCAUUUCUUCGGAUAUUUUUAAGUCAUCAAGUCAACUCCCAAAAAACAAAACCCGUUGGUUUAGCCCAUAAUGCCCAUUUUCGAUUGUGAUAUUAACUUUAAUUUCCCCCACGCUCCGAUUUAAUUUCCCCUUAGCUUUAAAUGUAGUGCAAUUUGUAUCUUAAACAUGUAACUGGAUCUCCCUGUAUCUCAAUUAAUUAUCUUUCAUAUCGAAGGACACGAAAGGAUCUUCAGUUUCAUCAUUGUAAGAUAUUACGGUUAAGUUGCAAAUAUGCUUAUAUUAGCAUUCAAUGUGUGGCUGAAUGUUUCAAUAAAAAUCUAAUUGUUAUGCCAAUUCAAUAAUCAUGACGUAUUAUUAAUUAAAUUUUGGGUUAAGGGGAUCUGGG
This is a messenger RNA of Drosophila mauritiana, 1875 nucleotides long. Its product is annotated as B-cell lymphoma/leukemia 11B. Gene Ontology annotation, biological process: regulation of DNA-templated transcription. Bases 93 to 1484 code for a protein of 463 amino acids. NCBI's taxonomy places the organism in Eukaryota, Metazoa, Arthropoda, Insecta, Diptera, Drosophilidae. Gene Ontology annotation, cellular component: nucleus. The transcript has a single exon. The record is from RefSeq and is a predicted model, not a curated record.